GGCCACGUGGGCCGUCCUUCUGAACCUAAUCUGAGCUCAGCACCAGUGAAAGUGCUGCUCACACUCAGGGCUGAGUACAUUCCCUGAAAUGUGAGCAUUCUGGAGGCUUUCUGUGAGGAGGAAACAGCAGCACAUAAAGAGCGAGAGAGAGGAAAGAGCAGGAGACGGAUUACAGCAGCAGCUCUGAAUGGAGUGAUGCUCAGGAGAUUAUUCGAGACAGCAGCUAAAAAAAGCCUGAACUGAGAGAGAGAGCCUGUUCAGGAGCUCUGUGUAAAUACGCCGGCUCUGCUCAGGGCUGCCUGCACAAUGACUGCGCUGUACACAACUUUCCUCCUCUUCUCAGUCAGUUUGGCCUCGCUGGUGCCCCAGAGGUCGGUGCGGAGUAAGAGGGGGCUGCUGGAGUUAGCCGGGGUCAUCAAAUGCAGCACAGGGAGGUCAGCCUUGGCCUAUAUGAUGUACGGAUGCUACUGUGGGCUUGGAGGACAAGGCUGGCCCAGAGACCGGGCAGACUGGUGCUGCCAUAAGCAUGACUGCUGCUACGGAGAUGCAGAGUUUGAAGGUUGCCAAACUAAAACCGCCAAGUAUCAGUGGACCUGUGAGAACAAGGAGGCCGACUGUGAUUCCCUGGAAGAUAAAUGUGAAAAAAUCCUCUGCCGGUGUGACAGAGAAGCAGCCAAGUGCCUGAGAAAAGCCCCGUUUAACCGGCAGUACGCCCUGUGGCCUGACUUCAUGUGCGGAUGUGAUCAUCCCACCUGCAAUAUAUACUGACUCCUGUGUGUUUACUUACUUUUAUUAGACAACUUCAGUAAUUGUGCUGUUUUUAAAUGCAUGUUUUUUAAUUAUGGUUUUACAUGAAUUUCUAUCAUAAAAUUUGCUAAAAUUGUUGAAAUUUUAUAGACAACUCUAUAAAAUUUAUAGACAACAAGUUUUUAAUGAAAUUGAUUUUUUUACAUAAAUUAAGAAAUUUGUAAAAACAUAAUAAAAAAAAUACGACAGUAACAUAAA
Molecule: messenger RNA, 1005 nt
Organism: Astyanax mexicanus (Mexican tetra)
Lineage: Eukaryota; Metazoa; Chordata; Actinopteri; Characiformes; Acestrorhamphidae
Gene: pla2g10
Product: phospholipase A2 group X
Exons: 4
Coding region: 307-768 (153 amino acids)
Biological process (GO): phospholipid metabolic process; arachidonate secretion; lipid catabolic process
Molecular function (GO): phospholipid binding; calcium ion binding
Source: RefSeq, a predicted model, not a curated record